This is a messenger RNA of Symbiodinium sp. CCMP2592, 2550 nucleotides long. The record is from the annotation of a GenBank genome assembly. NCBI's taxonomy places the organism in Eukaryota, Dinophyceae, Suessiales, Symbiodiniaceae.
AUGUCUUCGGGCACUUUGCGAGUCUUUGCGCUUCCUUCGCUGGAAGAGCAGGUCAGCGUCGCCCUGAGGGUCUUGCUUCCCCCCCAGUCGCCAGUGAUUGUCGACUGGUGUGGGCUUGUGGCAAGCCGAAGGUCUCUUUACGUGGUAGAUCUGCGCUUGUGCCUCAGUCCUGGAGACGUUGUGCGCUGGUGGGCCUCGUUUGAGUUUUCUCCGCAGGAUGUGGAAGCGUGGUCCUAUCCAGACGUUCGUCGCACAUGGGUUGUCAUCCCUCCGCUCGGCGGGGGUUGGGUGGUGAUGGCUCUGGAGGUUUCCACAGUUGCCGAUGCAAUGGCUCACAUCCCACGGAACCGCUGGAUGGCAGUUGUAGCAGCCCUCGGGACUCGACGUGAGGACAUGCUCUUCGAUAGGGGCAAAGAGAGCAGCUUGAUCCUUGCAGCAAAGCAGCUGGACCCCCCGCCACUCUUUGCAGUCUUCAGCUGGACAGCAUGUGAGAAGCAAAAUGUAGCGUCACGCUGUCGUCGUGCUGGGGCUGAUGCCGUCAUUUGUUCUGCAGAGGGGCUAACCGAUUUGCUUGUGGCCCCUGCGCCCCGCGUACUCUGCCUGGCGGGUGAAGAGACCACAGUGACAGUUCAGAGCGUUGCGCGAAAGUACAACUUCACGGUGGUCAGGGUGGCAACAAACGCUGAGGCUUUGGACCACGUUCGCAACAGGGGACCUUGGGGUGCGGUCAUCGCCGCCUUGGGCACGCGCCCGGGGGUGGAUCUCAUUUUCGAUGCAGCUGAUGACCGAAGUACCCUCAUUUCCGUGGUAAAGAGGCUGCAGCCGGCACCGACGAUGGUAGUUUUCAGCCACACUGCGUGUAAGCAUGGUGUCAUGUGCCAAGCGUGCAUGGAUGCUGGUGCAGAUUCUGUGCUUUGUACAGCAGAGGACCUCGAAAAGCUAGUAGCGGCCAUUGAGGCCAGCCGCGCAUCUUUUCUGUUGGACACAAGUGCCCCAGAUGUCCCACCGGAGCCGAUUCCAGACAUUGAGGAAGAACCCCCGGCAAGUCCCUUCCCAAUCUACAGGACAACCGCCGAGUAUCCGAUCGUAGCUUCCCGGAUUGAGCAAAAUCGAGAGUUGGAGAAGAAGCUAGGUCCAUCUCAUCCAGCUCUGAAGGACUUGAAGUCCUUGUUACGUGAAAUCGAGGACAUGCUGAACAGCUUACCUUAUCCUCUUACAGUCACUUCCCUGUCAUCACCACUUCCUCCUGUUCGUUUUGUGCACAUCUCAGACACCCACCACCACCACAAGAACGUGUUCUUACCGCCGGGAGAAGUCUUGCUUCAUACUGGAGACCUCGUUGGCAACUACGGAGACCGAGAUAUCUUUAAGCACCUAGCCGAUUUCGUCGAUUGGCUGUUCAAAAUCCAGUCACGCUUCAAGCUGAUUGUAGUAAUAGCUGGGAAUCACGAUACAUUGCUGGAUGAGCAGAGAUAUCCUGCAGAUGCCGCAAAAGCAAAGAGGCCCUUUCUCGAAAGUUUGCCGAGCAACGUCGUAUACUUGGAGAAUGACCUUGUGGAAUAUCAGGGUCUCAAGAUUUGGGGGAGUCCGACUGUCAGCUGCAGGGAAGAAACCCUUGGCAAGCGAUACCUCAGCAAUGCUUUCGAACGACCUCGAGCUCAACGGCAGCAAAUCUGGUCAAAGAUACCAGAAGGCUUGGAUGUCUUAAUGACCCACGCGCCACCCCAUCAGAUUCGCACCUCCGAAUGCGGCUGUGAGCUCCUCUUGGAGCGCCUGAAGCAGCUCAAUGAGCCGCCAAAGUUUCAUUGCUUCGGCCACGACCACGACUACUUCGGAGUGAAGGCCAAGGGGAAGACCAUCUUCAUCAACGGUGCCCUUGAGGAAGUGAGGCGGAUGGAUCCUCAAAGGGCAGCCCAACUCUGCGGCUGGGUCUUUGACAUCCAAAGGAAAGACACGGACGUCUGGGAUCGGUCGGCCCUGCUUCCACAUGCUGGUGCAACGGCCGGCAAGCUCGAAUCGCAGGACUUCUGGAAGCCUCACGAGCAGAUGCUCGUGGGAAUGGCAGUUCUUCCUGGAGGCCACUUCGUGGCAACUGCUUGUCCGCGGGAGAUCCGCGGUUGGGCAUGGCCCGGUGAUCGGAAAGGAACUGCGCCGUACCUGCUUUGGACUGUGUCCACGCUUCCGCCCAAUGUCGGGGGAACGUGCUGUGAGGUGACAUCCCUUUUAUGGCUCCCGUCACCUGUCACAGCCGGUCGUCUGGCGGUGUUUGGGGAGUGCGAUGGUUCGCUGGUGAUUUGCGAGCUGCAGCUUUGUGCCUCCUUUGGGGAUGCGCCUGGUCUUGCCAGCGCGUUCCACCUUCCUGGAGCCUCGCAAGCAGCCACUGCUGUCCCUCCGAAGUCCGGAUCCGGAGAGCUGACGGUAUGGUCAGAGGCAGGGUGGUUCUCCUUCUUCGGUGGGCAGCUGCGGGCCAGCAUCGAGGCGUCCGGAGCCAUGGAUGCGAUCUCCUCCACGUGCUACGGGCCCUUGGCGGCCCUUCCCAGGUUCUUCUAA